AACGAAACCAGAGGAAUGGCGGGAUAGUUCUGCCCAGAACCGGUUAAUUCGAGGAGAAUUCGGGCGCUGCGUGUUGUGAGUGUGCUCCUCUUUGUUGUGUUCAUAUGUAAAUGACUGGAGGAGGCGGCGCAGCGACGACACCGACAACUGACGGUUGUAGUUUGUCCUUUUCUCCAACCGUGUGCCCCUCCACGGCCCGGACCGGAUAACAACGUCCCCGUCUCCGGUCCACACACCGACCCAGCUCUGCUUCAGCUGAGAGGAUGAAGGGCAGUUUUGGGAGUUUGUAGCAGCUGCCGUAUCAGCAGCCAUUCCACUUUCUGCCCAUUGGCUCUAUUGGCACCAGAUCUGACCAUGAGUUAGACUUGGAGAGUGUCACCACGACUGCCUUCACACCAUCUGAACUCCAGAGUGUUGACGUCGGCUUCAUGAACCAGCAGGAUGCUGCUGAGGUCCUCGCACUCUCCGAGCGCCUCCUAGUAGCUUCACACAAGGGACAAGCUGACAGUGUGGUCCAGCUCAUCAACAAGGGCGCAAAAGUAGCAGUGACCAAGUAUGGCAGGAGUCCUCUGCACUUGGCUGCCUACAAAGGCCACAUUGAAGUUGUGCGCAUCCUGCUCAAAGCCGGCUGUGACUUGGACAUCCAGGAUGAUGGUGACCAGACAGCGUUACAGCGAGCAGCUGUGGUGGGAAACAGUGACGUUAUCAGCGCUCUCAUCCAGGAAGGCUGUGCACUGGACAGACAGGAUAAGGACGGAAAUACUGCUCUACAUGAGGUGUCGUGGCAUGGUUUCAGCCAGUCUGUCAAACUGCUGGUGAAGGCUGGAGCCAAUGUUCACACCAAAAACAAGGCAGGAAACACUGCUCUGCACCUGGCAUGUCAGAACGGACAUGCCCAGAGCUCCAAGGUCUUGCUCCUGGGGGGUUCACGACCCGACAGCAAAAACCAUACUGGAGAUACGUGUCUGCAUGUGGCAGCACGUUACAACCAUGUACCGAUGAUCCGUAUCCUGCUGGGGGCAUUCUGCUCUGUGUCAGAGAAGAACCUGGCGGGGGACACACCGCUGCACGUGGCAGCUGCUCUGAAUCAUAAGAAGACGGUACGUCUGCUGCUGGAGGCCGGAGCCGACAGUCACAUCUGCAACAACGCAGGUCAGACGGCUCUGGACGAGGCCCGAGAACACGACAACCCUGAGGUGGCUCUGCUCCUGACCAAAGCUCCACAGACCUUUGUUCGUGGAAGGAGUGUGAGGAAGAGGAGGGACAGGCUGAAGGCUGAAGGUAGAGCUCAGUCAGUGCCCAGAGACGAGGUUCUGCCGUUGAAGGACAGUGGAUCAGCCGCUGAGGAUACACAGAGCAGUGACCGAGUGGCCUGUAAACACACAGAACCAACCAAGUCCAACACCAAGAGACGAAAACACAGACAGAGACACAAGGACAAACCCUCACUGUCAGACCCCCUGCGGCGCAGAGACACCAGGCACAGCGACGCCCCUCACAGGAGAAAAGGCAAACUGCAGGGAGUGUCCUCUCACACCAGUGUCCCUCCACACAGCUAUAAAGCCUAUCAGCUCUACACACUGUACCGUGGCAAGGAUGGAAAGAUCAUGCAGGCACCUCUGAAUGGCUGCAGGUGUGAACCCCUCAUCAAUAAACUGGAGAACCAGCUGGAGGCCACAAAGGAGGAGAUGAAGACGCAGAUCCACACGGUCCAGGACCUGAUGAACACCAAGAUGGGCCAGCUGGACCGCAACAGCAAACACCAGAUCCGAGCACUGGAUAAGAUGACGGUGGAGAGAGUGUCAGCAGAGAGGAGUGAAUGUCUGCAGAGGAUCGAACAGAAGGCAGAGCAUGAGAGACAGGAAGCAGAGAAAAGACAGCAGGCGUCUCUGGUUACUGAGCUGAAGAGCUGGUGUUUGUCCAAGCUGCAGAACAUUGAGGGUCGCUUCACAGGAGAAUCCAGCAGAGAGUCAAAACUGCAGCGGUCUGGCUCUGUGGAUGAGUCUCUCGAUGAGACACCUGAGGCCAGGGGCGAGGCCGGGGCUGGGGGCGGGCUCACUGAGCUACCCUCUGCUCCGGAGGACCCCACCCAGGUCCUGGCGCUCCACAGCAGCCCUGUUGUCCUGGGGUCUGGUGGAGGGAGGCCCAUUGUGGCAGAGGGGGGCUCUGCUAACCACUACUUUGUGGUCCAUGUGGACCGAUCUCCAGAUGAUGACCAGUGUCACCAUGUAGAUGGCGGUUCUUCUGUAACAGUGAAGAGUCCUGAUCCCGCGGUCCGACCUAAGGAGCGCUUUGUGGUCUCUGCUGACCCCCAGAGGAAGAACCAGGAGCUGCAGGACGUGGACCAGAUGGAGUCCAGGAUCCACAGAGCCAGCAGUCUGUCUCCUGGAGCAGAGCAUCGCAUCAGGGAGCCAGUCCGAGGUAGAACCAAGAGCCACAAGAGGCACCCCCACUCCAGGACUAAGUCCAGAGGGGCCACUGGGGCCAUGGGAGCUCUAGGGGUCCAAACUCUAGAGGUGUUUGGGGAGCAGCCAAGUGAGCCCUCAUUCACUCAGGAGAGGGACAACAUGCAUGCUCUGGAGGUGACGCAGUAUUUCUUUGAGGCUGUGUCGAUGCAGAUGGAGCGCUGGUAUGAGCGGAAGGUCCAGGAGGCCCAGUGGCAGGCGGACCAGCGGGCCCAGGCUGACCGGGCUGCCCUCAUCGACAGGAUUACAUACCUGGAAGAGGAACUGCGCAUGCUCAGGACUAAGAGACACGAUGACUGCUGACACAGCUAACCUGGACAAAGACUUAGAAAUAGUCAACAGAAGAUAGUAGUGUCCUUCUGCAUAGUCCCAUUGGCACUCACAUGUCCAGCCCAGGUCCUUUGUACAUUCUGUGUGUAAAUAAAGCUGUAGAUUUCAGACAGACGUCAGAACCAGAGAGAGGCACAAAGAUGAAAACAGCAACUCCUCACUGUUGAGACACAACACUGGUUUGAGCCCUUCACAUUCUUAUUUGUCUGUCAUCUUUCUGAUCGGUUUGUUAUUUGAUGAUGUAAAAAUGAGCUGUUUUGGCUAAUCACUGGUCAGCAAAUGUCACAUCUCCUCAUCUCUACUUUUGUCAGAAAAAGCCUAACCAUCAGCUUUAUGGGUUGUAGUUACACGUUUGUCCAUCAGGAAGAAGCUGUGCUGCUGUGCAUCUUUCUGCUCAGUCUCUGGUCAUAAAUGUGUCCUGUUCAUUUCUUGUAGAACAGAUCCAGAUAAACUGAAGUCUGUUUAAUCAUAUCUGUUGUGUCCGGUAGAUGUAGAAUCCAUAAGACGGGGGUGGAUUGAGUGGAGGUUGUAACUGUAGGUAGAGGACAGCUUCAGUGCAUGAUAAGCUGAAUGGACAUCCAACAGAAUCAGCUCUAGGACGUAUUGGGAUGAAACCUGCACAUAUUUAUGACAUGGCUGUCAGUCAGCAGACAGGACUUAAGUCUGUUUUCAUCUCUGGAAUCUGAAGUGUGCCGCUAGAAUAUUCACACUGGUUUUCACCAUUCGAUGAAUUCUGAAGAAUAAAGUGCAAAAAUGUACUAUCAUUCUGACUUAUGUUGUCUAUUCCAUUCAGUCAUAUUGGAAACAGAAAUUUAAAUGGAAUUUAUUUCAAAUCAGAAAUAAUUUUGACUGGAAGAUGAAGGAGUUAGUGGUUUUAAAGCUCUCAACACUGGUCUAUGA
Sphaeramia orbicularis (orbiculate cardinalfish) is the source of this 3695-nucleotide messenger RNA. RefSeq names its product ankyrin repeat domain 6b (gene ankrd6b). The transcript is spliced from 16 exons. NCBI's taxonomy places the organism in Eukaryota, Metazoa, Chordata, Actinopteri, Kurtiformes, Apogonidae. The coding region runs from base 429 to 2768 and encodes 779 amino acids. The record is from RefSeq and is a predicted model, not a curated record. Gene Ontology annotation, molecular function: protein binding. Gene Ontology annotation, cellular component: cytoplasm; nucleus.